GUAACACUUUGAACACACUUGCACUUUGCUUCACCAAAUAGUCCCUGAAGCUUUGGACAUCAUCUGGGCCUAACCGAAGCUAUUGUCUUGCCAGGAACCACGAUGGACCACCUCUUUAGGAUGAAUUGGCUGUUUUAUCUCACCUUUCUGUGCUGCUUUGCUUCAGUUUUCCAAGACACUCUUCCAAAUCCAAACAUUACAGAUCUUUCCCACAAGAACAUGGACUUUGCUGUGAACCUCUAUCGAAGAAUAUCCAGCUACCAUGACAAAAACAUCUUCUUCUCACCUUUGAGCAUCUCCACAAGUUUCGCCGCUCUGCUUAUGGCCACAGGUGGUGUCACUCGUGAUGAAAUUUUAAAUGGACUUAACUGGCAGCAACUUGAUAGAGCAAACGAGCCGGAGAUCAUUCCACAACUGUUUCAUCUCCUCUACAAAAACAUCACGCAAAAUGGGUCCCUCAGCCUAGACCAGGACAUGGCAAUGUUUGUAAGUGAUAAGCUGAGCAUGGAGAAGACCUUUGAGGAACAGAUGGAGAAGUAUUUUGAAGCCGACAUCAAAGCGGUGGACUUUUCCGACAUGAGACAGAGUGUGGCCUACAUUAAUAACUAUAUUAAGGACAAGACUAACGAUAGAGUACAAGACAUGAUUUCCAGUCUUGAUGCAGGGACCCAGCUCAUGAUCUUAAAUACAAUAUUCUUUAGAGGAAAUUGGAAGAGCCCCUUUAACCCCAACUUCACCAAAACAGAAGCGUUCUACAUCGACAAUUACCACAUGGUGAAUGUGCAGAUGAUGUACAAGGAGGCCCGGUUCUUCAUGGGGCACGACCAAGCUCUCCGUGUGAAAGUGCUGAAGAUUCCUUAUGAACAUGACGUUUCACUACUCAUCGUUCUGCCAAAUGAAGGAGUGGAUUACACGGCUAUUGACGAUGAGAUAAAUGCGGACAGGUUCCAGGAGUGGUUGCAGUCUCUGAGACCAUUAAAAGUAGAAGUCCAUCUGCCAAAAUUCAAGCUGGAGCAGUCGUAUGAACUGCACAACCUUCUCCCUAACUUGGGCGUUAACAUUCUUUUUACGGAUUCAGCCAAUCUGACAAAGCUCCAUAAGGACCAAGACAUGAAGGUGUCUGAGGUUCUGCACAAAGCUGUGAUCGACGUGGAUGAGACCGGGACCACAGCAGCAGCCGCCACAACAAUUGGCAUCAUCCCCUAUUCUUUACCCCCCUCAUUCAUCGCCAAUAGACCCUUCUUCUUCUUCAUAUACCAUGAAGACACUAACACUCUGUUGUUCAUGGGCAGACUCAUCGACCCUACAAAAGUCUAGACCAUUAGAAUGCCUUAACUUUUCUUUUUAACAUUUCUAACUUGCGUUGUAAAGCUCCAUUGGAAUUCCUAAACUGUCGAUAAAAUGCUACACCAUUUAAGCCUGUAAAAAUGUAUACUGGUACAUUCAGAAAUCAAAUUACUUUCUUGGGUUCUUAAAGGUGCACAGUAGCUUUUCUGGCAGAGAGUUUGCCACCUGCUUGUCUCCACACAGAUUCAAUUUCAAUUUCAAUUUUAUUUCUUCCACAACUUUAAAUUAUAAAUUUUAAUCCCACAAUAGGUGCACACUUAUAUUUAUACUUGUACAAUUUGACAUAUAUUAUGUACGCAAUAUGUGAAAACUGUAAAAAAAAAAUACAAAAAAACACAGACACAUAAUAUGGGGUCCAUCACCACUGUGUGAUUAAUUUAAUGUCUUGACAGAUUCAGGUUUUGGUUAAAGUACAACAACAGACAAGACAGUAAAUUAAUAAUAUUAAUGAUGAUAAUAAUAAAUGCAAAAGGAAAAAAAAAACACAACAAAAAAAAUUAAAUUUAAUAAUAAUAUAAUAAAAAUAAACACAAAUUUUAAUAAAUAAAAUGACAUAAAGAUUGCCUUAUUUGGAAUGUCCCACAGAAUGGAUUUAUUCAAUUACACAUGUUUUUACUGCUCAAAAAUGUAUUGGAUCACUUCUUCCCUGAUCUGACCUGUACCUGGCCUGGUGAUGUUACAUUCCUGGAAAUAAAUAAAUG
This is a messenger RNA of Boleophthalmus pectinirostris (great blue-spotted mudskipper), 2048 nucleotides long. RefSeq names its product serpin peptidase inhibitor, clade A (alpha-1 antiproteinase, antitrypsin), member 10b (gene serpina10b). Lineage: Eukaryota; Metazoa; Chordata; Actinopteri; Gobiiformes; Gobiidae. Gene Ontology annotation, biological process: negative regulation of endopeptidase activity; blood coagulation. The transcript has 5 exons. The record is from RefSeq and is a predicted model, not a curated record. Bases 103 to 1317 code for a protein of 404 amino acids. Gene Ontology annotation, molecular function: serine-type endopeptidase inhibitor activity.